AUGGAUGGCAAGGUUUACGGAGUUCUUGAGAUCUACGGCCUCGAGGGGAGCACAGGGAGUGGACCGGGUUUUGGACAACCUGGGUAUUCCUCCCAUCCCACCGAGGGAGUCAAGGACUAUAUCAUCGACAACGUGGCAACAACAAGGAUUCUCACCACCGGAGAAUCUACCACCUCCGGUUGCAUCAGUGCCACCAGUUCCAGGUUCGUGGACAAAUCAGCCAGCUGGUAUGGAAGCAACACCUUUGUUUGGCCAAGCAGAUUUGAUGAGAAUGAGGAGAUCGCAACUGGAAUAUCCGCAGCUAUAUGGCAGCUUGAAGAGUACAAGGCAAGGCAGCAGCAACAAGUGGAGACAACAGCAAACCCCGACGCCUACGCCAUCUCAGAGAACGACCUCACCGGUUCUUUGGCAAGACGGCGAAGGGAUGCAAUCGUGCAGGGAAAUGCCCUUUUCUACAUAGUUGGGAAGGUAACCAAUGUGACUGCGUCUGCGACGGAGACCUCUGCAAGCUCUGUUGACAUCAAGGAUGUGUUGGCGGAUGUUGGCAAAGUCUUGAAAGCAAUGCAAGCUACAACGAUAAAGACCAUGAAGGUAACGAAUGGACAGAGCCCCCACGACAAGCAGAAGAUUGUGAAGGAAAUCCAGGUAGAGAUGCCCAAGAAGUCUGGUCUGGAACCUAGCAAUAAGCAGAAGAUUGUGGAGGAAAUCCAUGUCGAGAUGCCCAAGAAGUCUGGUCUGGUCAUUAGUGAGUUGCAAAGGAUAGCGGAGGAAAUCCAGGUGAGGAUGCUCAAGAAGUCUGGUACUUCCGACAAAGGCUUGGAAUCAGUGCUCAAGGGCAUCCUCGCUAAGGACAAUGAAGGGUCACCAGAUGGUCUUUUGGACAGUGGCGCGAGUCACCCUAUGAGGUCAGCUCCGACGUCGGAGUACGAAAGUGGCAGCCCAGUUUCUGUGACCCUAGCCGGAGAAGAUGUUAAGGUUCUUCGACAGAACAGACAAGGGACAAUAUUGGUUGAAGAAGAACAGGGACCGGUGCAGUCUAUCGUGCCCUUGGGUGCAAUCAUCCAGGAGUUGGGGUACACGUUGCACUGGGGUCCGAAGCACCUCAAGCUCGCUCAUCCCGAAAAAGGUCCCAUCCGGGUGAAGGUCAACAACAACUGUCCUGAAGUUGCAGCAUGUGAUGCUUUGGCUUUGAUACGUGAGCUGGAGAUGAAGCAGGUGAAGGAGUUGACGUCUUCGGUGAAUACGUUGCGCGCGAGGCUGGAAGUCUUGAAACUAGAGGAGAAAAGAGAUUGGACCGAGCUGUUGAAGGAGUACAUGUCUGAUGGACAGAGGAGCACCCUUCUCAAAGCGUUGAUGAAGUGUCCCUUUACAAAGGGGCUUCCAUCAGAGGUCCAGUCUAUGCUCCUGGAGGACUUCAACCUGAAAGAUGGAGAGAAGUAUUUGCGUAAUCUUCCAUUGACCAGAAGAAAGAGGCGAGCUUUGUUGACGUCAUCCAAUUGGGUGGUGUCGCUGUUCAUGGGAGAGAAGGAUGCAAAGGAUCCGUUCAAGAUGGUGCCAAUGGCAGGAAAGAUCCUCUUGGAAGUUGACAUGAAGUAUUCAAAGUUGUGGGAUUUCAACAAGGGUCUAUCUCCACUUCAACAACAACGAGCGCAUCAAGAAACCGCUUAUGCUGUAAAGCAGAUGUUGGUUUGGACAAUGGCCACAAUGAAGGGUCAAGGCAACAUUGGAUUCCUUAUGGAGCUACCUGCCGAUCCAGAAUGGCACAUGGAGACGGAGUACCCCUACUCUACCUUUUGGAGGACGGAGCUAUGGAAAAGCUUCAAGUCGGUCUCAGGUAUGUGCACAGCGUCCUUCAAUAUGGGGGCCUAUGGACACAGAACAAAAAGACCAACCAAGGUGGGAACGAACUAUCCUGCUAUAAUCCAGAUGGAGGGGAACUACGACUUCAAUGAUCAAUGCGUUCCACCCUCUCUUCUAACGAGGUCUACGACGAGGCAAUGGUCAGAUGGGUUCAAGAAGAUUGUCAUGGAAUCGUUGUCUGAUUUUCACGAGGGCUUGAUUGCAGAAGAGGAAGCCUUAGCGGACCUUGGAGUGAAGUUGACCAAACUGACGAAGGAACAGAGGGAAGGAUGGAGGAACCAUUUGUUGAACGACCAUCAGCCUUACAGGGCAGACUGUGCUGUGUGCAUCAAUGCCCAGGCGAAUGGCUAUCAACAUCGGCGACGACGCCACCCACACUUGUAUACGGUUGCGCUGGAUGUUGCGGGUCCUUAUGCUACAAAGGGCAGAGAUAUGGAGAAUGAAGAUUACAAGUACAUGCUGAUUGCUGCGUAUCGAUGCCCUCGGGACUACAUGAGCAUGAAGGCGCUAUCAGAAGAAGAAAGAGAGCUUUAUGUUCCUGAUGAAGAUGAAGCUGGUGAAGGUGGCCCAGAGGACCCAUUCGUGCUUGAGGAGGAGGACUCCUUAGAGAAGGAAAGUGUUGAACCCACAAGUGAAGAAGAGGAUAAACCGAUGGGACCGAUAACUCUUGAUGAGGAGGUGGAAAACCUGACCAAGAAGAUUGAAAUCGAGUUCACUUCACGAAAGCUUCUGAGCGAAAAGAAUUACGACUUGAAUGAAGUUGUGAACUUAUUCUACAAGCUCGAGGAGUUGGGGGACACUGACUUUCGCGUCGGCAAGAAGGUCGCCAAGCAGUUUGCAGGGAAGGAAAAGUUCACGGCGGUUGGAGUGGUGAGGAACUCGAUGUUGGGAAUGCACCGAGACAUCCACAACUACAAAAAAUCCAUGAAUAUAGCGGUUCCGUUGACAACCUUUAAAGGAGGCGGACUUUGGCAACAUGAUCCCGAGAUUGAGGAGGAGCUCGGCAUCCCGAAGUAUCUACCAAAUGGGCAGUUGCUCAAAGGAAAAAUUCAGGAAGCAAAAAGAGGAGAACCCAUUCUGUUUUCCCCGUCAACAUGGCAUGAAGUUCAACCUUGGGAAGGAGAAAGGGUGAUGCUUUUGAUGUACACUCCGAGGGCAACGAAGCUCAAAGAAGGUGAACUGAAUCUUCUACGGGAACAUGGGUUUGAAGUUGAUCCUGGAGCCCUUCACAAAGAAGAAGAAGAUCAUGAUGUUCAACCAGAAGAUAACGCAAGGCUCUCUGCUUUGCGGGUUAAUGAUCUUCAUACUACAACGGCCUUUUUCGAGUUCAACGACUUCGAGGAUGCAAGCAUCGAACAAGUUCUUCCUUCAACAGCGACGACAAGAAUGCAAGAAAUCUCCUUGAAAAGGGAAGCAGGUGCUGUGUUGAAGAAGGCAGAGGUUCAGUACACGUCCAACAUCGAAGAGAUCCUGAAGGAGUGCGUGAAAAAGAAGCAACCUCUUGAUGUCACUCACACAGUCAGCCUUCAGGAUGUGAAGCGCAACUUGGAGGCAUGGAAGGCUUCGGCUGUUAAAGAGUACGAGAACUUGAAGAACAACAAGCGCGCGUUCGUCGUGAAAAAACGUCAUGAACUACCACCAGGGUGCCAAAUCAUACCGUGCAAGGGUGUUUUCACAACAAAGCCCGACAAGAAUGAAUUUUUCAGACGGAAAACAAGGUUUGUUGGAUGUGGCAAUCAUAUCCCGGAUGGACAAGAAGACAUGGACCUCUUUGCAACGGGCAUUGAUGCUACUUCCUUGCGGACGAUGAUAGCGUUUUCGAUUGACAAACCUUGGCAGUUUGGGACCACGGACAUACGUCAGGCUUUUGUUCUAGCUCCCUGGAGAGGUCAACGUGUUGCACUACAACCACCCCAAAUAGCCUACGAGCUGGGAUUGGCAGAAGUCGGCGACUACUGGCUGGUCGAGAUGGCCCUGUAUGGGCUGAGACAAAGCCCAGCACUGUGGUCGCAGUUCAGGGAUGAGCAGUUAUCAAUGGCCAGGUUCACCGCUAAGAUUGAUGGCCGUGAAGAAGAACUUAGAGUUGUUCAAAUGGUCGCUGACAACCAGAUCUGGAAAAUCGUGCGGUGCAAUGGUGAUCAAGAACCUCUUGGCUUUGUGAUGGUGUAUAUAGAUGACCUCUUGGUGAAGGCUCUCCCGGAAGCGAUGGAUGCCUUUUAUCAAUGGGUGGCGGCUCGAUGGGAAUGCGACGGACUUGAUGUUCUACGAGAAGGGAACAAGGUUGUUGUACCUCAAGGAUUUGUUCGAGCAAACUAUGCCGGCAGGUACGUCUCCAGUGCCAACAAUACCAACAACGACAAUGCAGUCUUCCUCAUCAAGUGA
Messenger RNA from Symbiodinium sp. CCMP2592, 4242 nucleotides. NCBI's taxonomy places the organism in Eukaryota, Dinophyceae, Suessiales, Symbiodiniaceae. The record is from the annotation of a GenBank genome assembly.